Molecule: messenger RNA, 5903 nt
Organism: Lingula anatina
Lineage: Eukaryota; Metazoa; Brachiopoda; Lingulata; Lingulida; Lingulidae
Product: protein FAM193A
Source: RefSeq, a predicted model, not a curated record
CAUCUACAUAUGCCCAACUCCGCCAUAUUGGAUUGUGAUGUCUUACAUGGGUAGGGUAACAAAUAUAUGAGGAAAGUACAAGCAAGAAGGUACAAAACUCCCUUGAUCAGAUCUGGUCAUCAUUAUUAGAGUUAUUUCACGCCAAGCACAUUCUCACUAUGAGUUUUGUUGAUGCCAGAAAGAGCAAGAAGAGGAAAAGUAGGAAGGGCACCAGGUCGGCCAACACCUCGUCCAACCAGAUCAAUCAGCCAAAUAUUUCGCACUUAAAGCAAGAGGAUCUUGAAGAAAUGAAAGAAAUUGAGAGAUUGAUGGAUGCAGGAGAAGACUCUGAUGAUCCAGUGCCCAAUUUCUCCAGGGGCCCUAACCCAUAUCUUGGCGGUGAGAGAUGCCUGCUUUGCCGUUGUGAAAGACCUAGUCACUUGAAAGAAAUAGAGGAAGCCAAUAAAGAGUCAGAAAAGGAAAAGGCUGCAGCUAUGGGGCUCACUCAAUUGCCACUUUGGGUGUGUCCUGAAUGUAGAAAGACUGUAGAAGAGGAAGAAAAGAAAGCUGGCAUAGAUACCUCAUUCUUGGAGCAAGAGCUGCGCAUGGAUGCGAAUCAGCCCUUCACUCUCACAGACAGUAUGUUAACUCCUGCGUCUGAGCCCACCACACCCAAUGGAACCCUCUGUACUUGUGAGGCUUGCACUGAAAGAAGGUACAUCACUUUCUUUGAACCAGUGAGGGAAAUUGAAAAUGAGCACCACAAGGAGACCCAGGAGUUGCAGCAGUGUUGGAUGGAGGUGCGGCAUGUUGUACGCUGUGUUUACAGACAGGCUGGCACAGGGUUGGAGGAGAAUGAGAAUGAGGGGGAGACUGAAGCUUUACCAGACUUGAAUAAAAUGAAAGAUCUGGUACACAGGCUUUGCCUAAGGGACCCACACCAGCUUUUCCAGCGGUUAGAGUCCCAGGCAAGAGAAUAUGUCAUAGAGAUGAAGGUGCGACUUCUCAAACAGCUCAACCAAGGCCAGAAGACGCCUGCACAAGCCAAACAAUUUGUUUCCAUGCUGCUGGAGGAAUACAGCAAUCUCUGUAAAGCUGCAAAAACCAUUUCAUCUUUCAUGACAGAGUUGGAGACAGAGCAUCUUAAAAAAUUCAAUUUGACAUGGGAGCUACACAACAAGCACCUUCUUCACAGUAUCAUAUACUCUGAUCCUUUGGUUCAGAACAAUCUGCCCAUGCUGCUCACUCAGCUCAGGCUGGGAGCAGCAUCUAAGGAGUCAUAUCAUGAGGAUACCUAUCCAAAUCUGCUGCACAGUUAUCUCAAGUUUGACAAUGAACUCUCAGUGGUGUCUGUAGUGUGGAGGGAUUGCCAGCAUCUCAUGGAGGAAUACAAUGAAGAACAGUCUGCCCUGAAAGCCAAACAGAAGAUGCUUAAGGAAGAUUGGGAAUUUUUCAAAGCACAAAGAAAACUAUUGGAGCAACAAGUUCUUAAAAAUAAUACCAGCAAAACUCAACAGCACAACCUUGAGGUCCAGUUCACAGAGACCAUGAAGACACUGUUAGCUGGCCCAAAACCUCAGGCGACAGAGAUGCAUGUGGAAUGUCCCAACUGUCACAGGAAAAGGUGUUCUUGUGAUGAAUGCACUAUUUCCCAUAUGAUAACUUGUGGUAUUAUCAGCCCAGAGGUCAGUGAUGGGAUGAACACUCACUUACCUCUUCCCCUGCCGCACUACGACCCCUCACGCUAUGUCAUUGAUGUGGACCCCCCAUCAGUGUCCAGCACCACUUCUAGUAGUGGCUCUUCUAGUCCUAUUAUUGUGGACCCAGAGAGGCUUACACUGCCCUUUGAUGAAAAUCAGGACAACUCUGACAAUGAAGAAUAUGUAGAAGCAUCAGAAACCCAGGACACAGGUGGGCAGGAUUCAAAGGGUGAAGAGGGUGAUGAUGAGGCUGAAGACGACGAUGAUGAGGGUGAGGAUGACGACGAUGAUGAUGAGGACAAUGAGGAAGAUGAAGAUGAGGAGGAAGAAGGACAAGAGAAGGGAGAAAUGGAAAAUGUUAGUGGAGUGAAGACUGCAGAUGUUGUGGGUGAAAGCCCAGACCAGUGGUCUAACCCAGUGCCAAAGUCUGGUGAUGGUGUAGCCCAGUGUUCCUGUCCUCAGUGUUUGCAAGCUCAGGCCAUUGCUCAGAGGGCUAGGGCUCAAGCUCAGCUGGAGCAGAAGAAGCUGGAGGAGAACCAGUGCCAGUGUCAUGCAUGUCUUCAGCAGCUUGGGAAGACCAUACCAACAUCGCUCCCUCAACCACCGGUGUCCAUGACAAACACACCCGCAUCCUUCAACCUGUACCCUCACAUCCAUGGGUCUAACAGUUUACAGGGGCUGGCCGGACCACAGGCUGUGAGACCUUUUCUCCAUCCUCAGCUAUAUGAUCUGCACACUCCUCUACAACACUUCCCCAAACCCAUCAUCCAACCUCAAAAGAAACAGCCUCUCAAUUUGAACUUAGACCUGGAUUCCCAAGAAGCCCUUCAUGAGCACAUUUAUAAUGCGUAUUCUGAAUGGGAUAAUGUUUAUGACCAUACAAACUUUAUGUUUCCUCAUGCUAAGUUUGGAAGCAGCCUUGGGUCAGAGUUGCUGAAUGGACCCCCUCCUCCAUUGCUCAAUGCAAAUACGUUUCUUGGAGGAGAUCAGCGGCCUCCUUUCUCCAUAGACCAGAAUGUAUUUUCAAGCCCAUCAAAAGCAUCGGCUCCUCACAGCACAGUUGGAAACAGCAAAACCUCACUGGCUGCUCCUAUGCCCACUCUAGCUGACCAUGUUGCACAGAAAGAGAACUGUUUUAAGAACCUGAAACCAAUAAACAGGACGACGUUUAACCAACCUGUGAGUAAAGCACCACAGCAUCCAAAUUUGGCAUCCCCUGCUGGUAUGAGUUUUGGUGGGAAAGUGGAUCCUGGAUAUCUGGACCACUGUCUGAAACAUAGUCCAACCAGUAAUCCUUUCUCUGUCAGUCAUUUUCCUCUGUCAAAUACCACCAAUACAUUCACGUCAGUACCAGCGUCCUCGGCCUCUGCCCACCAACUCUCCCUGGAGUCUAUGAAGCUGCCAGUGCUACCUCCAGGGACAGCUGAAGAGUUGGUCAGUCAAGCAUUUGGUGCUGGGCUGAAUCUCAAUCUCCCUCACCCGUGCAAUCAUCUCCACAACAACAACAACACCGGGCAAGGCCUGUCCAAGCCACCUCCUCCCACAGCAGGUAUGGAUUCCAGCGGAAUGUAUGGCGGCCCACUGGGUAACUCAGCUGCUAUGAAUAAUGUAAGUGUGGGGACAUCAACAGGCUGUGCCGAUCCUGAAUGUGAUGGUCACCAUGAUGACACGUAUGAUGAGGAUAGUUGUUCAGAACAGAGCUCUUCCACUUCCACAUCCAACCAGAAGGAUGGCAAAUACUGUGACUGCUGUUACUGUGAAUUCUUUGGGCAUGGCAAUCCUCCCAAUGCACCAACAAGCAAAAAUUUCCUCGAGAUGAGAGAUCGGUUGCGACUAAAAUUGAAACGUAAGAACGAGUACCACCCUGAUCGUGAAGAGCGCGAAGAGUGUCAACACCAGGAGAUCCAGCUUCUCCAACAGCAGCCUCACAAGCAGGAGCCAGCUCAGCCACAGCCCCAUGAGGAUCCUGUCACACGCAUGGGCCUUGAGGAAUUGGUCAACUUCAUCAAUGGUGGAGAUUCCAAUGGAGAGAAACAACUUAGUGCCAAAGCUGCAAAGAGAGCCAGGCAGAAACAGAAAAAGGCAGAAGAAAGGGCCCGAAAGUUGGCAGAGCAGCAAGAGAGAGAGAAAGAGCAGAAGAGAAAGGAGGAAUUGGAGAAACAGCAACAGCAGCAGCAACGCCAGCUUCAGCUGCAACAACAACAACAACAGCAGCAGCAGCAGAAUGUCAGGAAAAAGAAAAACAAGCUCAAAGACACUAGCAACCAACAGCAAGAUACAUCAUCCUCUGCAGAGCAGAAAGCUGGUAGCCAAAUCACCCCUGCGGAACCAACCACUACAGAAAAGCCAGAAGUGCCAAAGCUCAGCAAACAAAACAACAAGGACAAGCAAAGCAAGGUGCAACAAGGGAAAAGUAAAGUGACAACCACAAAUGAAAUCAAUACUAUUGGCACUGGUGGGGAAGCCUUACCACAAGGGAAAGCGAGGAAAAACAAGUCCAAACCAGGCCAACAGGAAAGUAAAGGUAAUCAGAGCUCAGAUACCACAGUGGCUAAAAUUGCCAAUGGUCAGAUAAUUCAAGAGCAACAGCAGCAAAGGCCAGCUAAACAACAGCAUGGUGGGAAACAACAGCAGGUACAACAACAACAGCAUGGCAAGUUACAGCAACAGCCCCAGGAAACUAACAACAAGACACCACAAUCCAUGGUCUGCAAUCAGAAGCUUCAACAGCAGCAGCAGCAGCAAAAACAACUGAGUAAAAAUCAACAGCAACAACAGUUGGAUUUCAAUCAUCAGCAGAAACAGGUGCCCCAGGCUACUCAGAGUCCAAGGAUUCAGCAGAAGUCCAAACAAGGGGUGAAUGACAAAGGUCAGCUGAUGAAUGGGAAAGUGUCCCCAACCAGCGGACAGGAGGAAACCUCACCCAGCAACAACCAGACUAAAAGCAAGAGCAAGAAAAAGAAGAAGUCUGCAGCUGCUGCAGCAACUAUUGAUGAAAUUUUCAUGCCCAAGCAAGAUUUGGACUUGGAUAAUGGAGAUAUGGAUGAAUAUGAAAAAGAGUUGGAGGAGUUUAAGAGGUUCUGCUUGGAUUCUAAACCCGCCGAGACUCGUGCCAAACUUCAGGUAAAUGUCAACUUCAAGGAUCUCCUGAACAAGGGCAAGAAGAGUUCUUCCAUUUCUUGCAGCUAAACAUGCAUGAACUGUACAAUGGAUUUGUUGUCUUGCAUUAUUUCAUUGUUUUAUCACUAAUUCUUAAAGAAAGCAGAAUUAGUGCAUGGAAUUGAUCUUAAGUUGGACCGGUGUUUGAAAAAUUUACUUUCACCUUCAAAUGUCCUGAUUGAAUCUGAAUAGUUAUUAUAUGAACUAUGAAUGAACCUUAAAAGGCUAUCCAGGACAUGUGACAAAAACAGAGUAAUAGUCCAACUAUCAGUAGUUAAGAAGGGAGAUACUUGUAUCUUAGACAUUAAAGGUAUUUUCAGUAGUUCACAAAUUGAUUAUGACCAUAAAAUGUGGAUGAUAAUUUAACAGUAUGGGUUAUGCCUUUUAUACUUCUCGUUGUUGAUGUGUAUGCCAAGCACAAAAACUGCAAGCUCUGGCAAUUUACUCGCUGUUACUGUGAUCAAAUUAAGUGGAAUGGAUUGUUAAGUUGCUUGUUAUUAUUAUCUAUUUAAGUUUCCCUUAAAAGACAAGUGUAUUAAUUGACAACAUGAUGUAUUGAAUUAUGCAGAAAUGAUGUACUAUGCUGCCUAAGUCUAUGUGCAAGCAUGUGAAGCUUUGAGGUGUAUGAUGAUACUGCUACUAUCACAAGGGUAGUUUUAUGUCCUAAGUUAGUUCCUGACUGGUCAAGAAGUACUGACCCUGGAUACAGAUGGUGGUCACAUUCUAUGCAAUAUUGGGAUGCAUGUGCCAGAUGUAUUUUAGGUCCAUUAUAGGUCCACACUGCACUGGUAAGGCAAGUUACCUAAGGGUCUAAGGCAUAGGUCAGCAUGAGACCUUUAAGAGCCAAUUCGCAUAGGUUACUUUAAGUGGGUUGGUUGCUUAUGAUUGAGAGACUGGUUUUUGACAAGUACAAAGCACAGCAUGGUGUCUUAAUACUAGCUGGUUUCGAUCACUGCUCUUGGUAUUACUAUUUAUGUUGAAGUUGAACCUUCCAAACUUGUGUAAUCCCAUCAUUAAAACUAACUGCAAUUAAAUAAACCAUGUCAUAAGCAAAAAUUGUAUUUC